AGGCUUCUCAAAUAAAUUUAUAGAAUGACACACACGGAGUAGCCGUUAAAACUUUGUUUUCUUUGGUAAAAUACUAGCCGUUAGAACUUAGAAGUAAAAUGCCGCCGAGCCUGGCUUUCUCUGUUCCCUCUCCCUCCAAGCUCGUCUUGCCUUCUGUAAAACCCCAACAGAACCCUAACCCUUCCGACCAAAAUCUUUCACUGAGAAAUCUCAGCUUCGAACCCCUUAACAACCGUCUGAUCCGCAACCUCAAUGAGGGCCACCUCCGCAAAGCAAUCUCUACCCUUGAUCUCAUGGUCCAGCACGGGACCCACCCGGACCUCACCACCUAUUCCCUCCUCCUCAAAACCUGUAUUAGGUCCCGCAAUUUCGAUCUCGGCAGGGUCGUUCAUGCCCAGUUGGAUCGGUCAAAGCUUGAGCUUGAUUCCGUCACUCUUAACUCUUUGAUUAGCUUGUACUCGAAAAGUGGGGAUUGGGAAAAAGCAAAUGCCAUCUUCGAAAGCAUGGGAAAUAAGAGGAAUUUGAUUUCUUGGAGUGCAAUUGUGUCGUGCUUUGGGAAUAAUGGUAUGGAAUCUGAAGCUAUCGGUGCGUUUAUUAACAUGCUUGAGAAUGGCUUUUGCCCCAAUGAGUAUUGCUUUGCCGCGGUGAUUCGGGCAUGUUCUAAUACGAAUUAUGUUUGGGUUGGUAAAAUGGUUUUUGGCUUUGUAAUAAAAAGUGGGUAUUUCGAUUCUGAUAUGUCUGUUGGGUGUGCGUUGAUAGACAUGUGGGCAAAGGGUGUUGGUGAUGUGGAGGCAGCAAAUAAGGUGUUUGAGAAAAUGCCAGAACGGAAUGCGGUUGCGUGGACUUUGAUGAUGACCAGGUUUGCACAGUUGGACUGUGCCAAAGAGGCCAUUGGUUUGUUUUUGGACAUGAUAUUGCAUGGGUAUGAACCCGAUCAGUUUGCGUUUAGCAGUGUCAUGGCGGCUUGUUCAAGGUUAGGAUUGUUAUCAUUUGGGAAGCAACUGCACUCUUAUAUCAUACGGUCUGGAUUGGCUUUAGAUCGUUCCGUUGGUUGUUGUUUGGUGGACAUGUAUGCUAAGUGUGCAAUUGAUGGAUCAGUGGAUGAUUCAAGGAAGAUAUUUGAUUGUAUGCCAAAUCAUAAUGUUAUGUCCUGGACGGCGAUUAUAACUGGAUAUGUACAGAGUGGAGGGUGUGAUGAGGAAGCUAUAAAGCUCUUUCAGGAAAUGAUCUUGAAUCAUGUUUUUCCGAAUCAUUUCACUUUUUCUAGUAUUCUUAAGGCCUGUGCAAAUCUGUCAGAUAUGCUUACCGGCAAACAAAUUCACGCCCUUGCAGUAAAACUAGGUCUAGCAUCUGUUAAUUGUGUGGGAAAUUCACUAAUUCACAUGUAUGCACAGUCUGGCCAGAUGGAAGAUUUCCAGAGAGCCUUUGACAUUCUGUUUGAUAAGAAUUUGAUUUCUUACAACACAAUGGUUGAUGCGUAUGCUAAAAAUUUAAAUUUGGAAGAAGCCUUUUAUCUAUUUUAUGAAAUUGAGGAAAUGGGCUUCAGGGCUACUGACUUUGCAUUAUCUAGUCUUUUGAGUGGAGUUGCCAGCACUGGUGCAAUUGGUAAGGGUGAGCAAGUCCAUGGUCGGAUACUAAAAUCAGGAUUCGAGUCAAACCAGUGCGUAGCUAAUGCUUUGGUUUCUAUGUACUCCAGGUGUGGGAACAUAGACGCUGCUUUUCAAGUGUUCCAUGAGAUGGGGGAUCGAAAUGUUAUAACUUGGACUUCAAUUAUAACAGGCUUUUCAAAACAUGGAAAUGCAGCAAGGGCCAUGGCAAUGUUCCAUGAAAUGCUUCAGGCUGGUAUAAGACCAAACGAGAUAACCUAUACUGCCGUUUUAUCAGCUUGCAGUCAUGCUGGUUUGGUUUCUGAGGGAUGGAAACACUUCAACUCAAUGCACCUAAAACAUGGUAUUGCCCCAGGAAUGGAACAUUAUGCAUGCAUGGUUGAUAUGCUGGGUCGAUCAGGAUUUCUUAUAGAUGCUUUUGAGUUCAUAAAGUCGAUGCCCUUUGAGGCUGAUGCUCUAAUCUGGCGUACAUUUCUCGGAGCUUGUCGAAGCCAUGGUAACAGAGAACUCGGAAAACACGCGGCAAAGAUGCAUCUUAUGCAGAACCCACAUGAUCCUGCUGCAUAUCUUUUGUUAUCCAAUUUAUAUGCUUCCACGGAUCAAUGGGAAGAAGUGGCCAAAAUCAGAAAGAAUAUGAAGGAGAGGAAUUUGAUUAAAGAAGCUGGUUCGAGCUGGAUAGAGGUUGAAAAUAAGUUGUACAAAUUUCAUGUUGGGGAUACUUCACACCCGAAAGCUCGUGAGAUUUAUGAGGAACUGAAACAGUUGGCUUCAAAAAUAAAGAAACUAGGCUAUGUCCCCAACACAGAUUGGGUACUUCAUGAUGUGGAGGAUGAACAAAAAGAGCAAUAUUUGCUUCAACACAGCGAGAAAAUAGCAGUGGCGUUUGGUCUUAUUAACACAUCCAAAUCAAGACCCAUAAGAGUAUUUAACAAUCUCCGUGUUUGUGGAGACUGUCACACUGCAAUUAAGUUCAUUUCGGUGGCGACAGGGAGAGAAAUAGUGCUGAGAGAUUCAAACCGGUUUCAUCACAUUAAGGAUGGCACAUGUUCCUGUAAUGAUUAUUGGUAAUAUUUGUGUGACAUUAAACUUAAAUAUAAUAGAUCUCCUUUUGUUAUUUAAGGCCCCUCAAUCAAGGCUUCUAAGUGGUGCUUUAUUGAAAGUGCUUACGAAGGUGAAAGAAGGCAAACAUACAUCCCUGUACAGUUCUCUUUAUGAUGAAGGAAUAUACUCUAAUUUGAUUAAUUUAUUUUA
This is a messenger RNA of Ziziphus jujuba (common jujube), 2858 nucleotides long. Its product is annotated as pentatricopeptide repeat-containing protein At3g49170, chloroplastic. Gene Ontology annotation, molecular function: RNA binding; protein binding; zinc ion binding. Gene Ontology annotation, biological process: RNA modification. The coding region runs from base 99 to 2675 and encodes 858 amino acids. Lineage: Eukaryota; Viridiplantae; Streptophyta; Magnoliopsida; Rosales; Rhamnaceae. The transcript has a single exon. The record is from RefSeq and is a predicted model, not a curated record.